AAAUUACCGAUCGGACUAGAAAACAGUAUCCGGAUGGUUCGUAUCCGGAUAUGACAGACGACGAAGAUUAAUAAACGAGUAUUGGAAAAACACGACCACCACCAACUUCUAAAAACAUCGAUUCGUCGAUUAAAAGGUAUGUUGAUGGUUCCAAAAGUCAGGGAUGAACAGACACCUCAGCCAGUGCAUCCGGUUGUUCCUGUCAUUGACCGACAAUUCAAUUCAGAUGCCAUGAUUCUUGGAUUUAUGGCUGAACAUGACCUUCCAUAACCCUGGUACCACAUGUAGUGAGUCUUACUUAAGACUCUUGCCAAAGAUACAAAAGCUCUCAGCGAAUUAAAACUUCAAAGGUGUACAGCAUCAUAUAAGAUGACUUCCGGAGAGGCAAGCCAUUUCAAUGAUGAACUUGUUGAGGAGUUAAGUGAUACUCGGUGUGUGCUACUGGACACCUGUAACAUCAUGAGGAGAAAAAAUCCAGCUUUGAGACCAGAAUACGUCAACAUGUCCCUCACCUCAUAGACAUUGAUGGUGACACAGCCCGCCAUGUCCACAACGGUUACCCUGCCAAAGCAUUUACAAUCCCAUUUGGAUAUUACUUGGAAUUCCGAAUAAUUAUUAAUAUAAUAUAUAAUAAUUAAUAAUAUUAUAUUCCAUCAAAUGUGCAGAUAAUGGAAUAAAUACUCUUAUGUCUGAUAUAUAAAAUUUGAAUAAAUAACACUUUACAAUAAACAUUUGCAAGCUUGAUAUUUGAUAUGUUAUUCAUUAUUAUUUAUCAAACAUCCCACAGUAUAGACUAUUCAUACACAGGCAUGUGAUCAUAGCCAGUUGAGUUUUAUGGGAAGUGGACAACUGAACCAAAAUGUCAGGGCUGUUCACGGGCUCGAUGAGCAGUUUCAGGACUUGAAGUGCCCAAUAUUUCUAGGUUGUCAGGUGACGGCUUCAGGGCUCAGCAAUGCCGACCGGAGUGAGGCUAAGCGACUUGUGGAGAAAGAAGGGGGAACAUAUUCCGGGGAGAUGAAGGUCAAAGAAUGCACCCACCUCAUCAUAAACCAACCUAAAGGCCAGAAGUACCACUUUGCCAAGAAGUGGGACAUAAAGAUCGUUCGGAGCGAGUGGCUGUACGAAUCCAUAGAGAAGGGCUUCUGCCAGGAGGAGGAGGGGUAUGGACUGGAGGAUGGGGAAAAGGGGCACAUGCAUACAUCCACGCCAGAGAGGACAGGGGUCUCAGCUUCAGGGAUAUCUGACAUCAGCAAUAUUUCCAUGAUAUCGAUGGUGAAUGUGAACGAAACAGCCAAUGUCACAAAUAUGACCCGCUUGGAGCCUGCCGACCCCACCCAUGGGCUUGACCUAACGAAGGUGCCCACUGACACGUUCCUAGAUGAAUGUAAGAUCUAUUUGAGCGGAUUCAGGGGAGCCCAGCUGGAGAGACUGAGGAAGAUCAUCAAUGCAGGGGGAGGGACAAGGUUCAACCAAGUAACAGACAACCUUACACACAUUAUAGUUGGGGAGCCCAUACCGGCAGACAUCGACAAGAUCAAGGCUCUCAAUCACAGGCCAACUGUGGUGAACUGCCAGUGGCUGGUGGAAUGUUACCAGCAGGAAAAGCUUGCACCAGAGGCGGCGUAUAUAAGCAAUAUAUUACCCACUGCCAAGCCGAAAACACCUCCACCCAAAAGCAACCGUCGAGAGUCACGAGUCCAAGAAGAGAAGUUGGUUACAGAGCAGGUGGCUGGUAACCAUGGUGAUGAUAUGGAGCACAUCAUGAGUCAGUACAUGAACAACACGGCACAGGAGCAGCCCGAGCCUGCAGGAGGUAGUAACGAUACGACGAUGGCGCCACCUAUGGAGGUACAAGACAGGGGAAAAAAAAAUUCAGGCCCUGAUGCAGAUAACACUACAGCAUGCGGGGAGUUGGAGUGUGUGUUUGAGGGGCUGACAUUCGUGCUGUAUGGGUUUGAGGAGGAGUCGUUACUGACCAUUACAACCUACAUACAGGACAGUCGAGGUGUAAUUCUGCAGGCCAAUGCACGAAGGAUCCCGGACUAUGCGGUGGUCCCUAUAGAUGGCUUCCCUGUAGAUCGUACUGUGAACAACAUCGUGACCAAUGCUUGGAUUCAAAUGUGCCUGGAGCAAGGUCAGCUGCUGGAUGUACAUAGUAACCCACUGUUCAAUCCUCUGGAGAUCAUCACGGACACACAACCCCUUCAAGGCUGCGUCCUGUCUGUGAGUGGGUAUGUAGGCACAGAGAGAGACACACUGGCUAGCAUUGCUGAGGUCCUCGGAGCAAAGUGUCAAAUGUAUUUUGUGCGUGCAGCCAAGAACACCCUGCUUCCCAGCACGCACCUGAUUGUGUCUGCACCGGAGGGAUCGAAAUAUGAGGCCGCAAAAAAGUGGGGCCUUCCUGCUCUCUCUAAAAUGUGGCUUUUAGCAUGCGCCAAGUCUGGGAAGAAGGUAGAGGAGGAAAAAUACCUGAUAGAAAAUGUCUCUAGUGAUAAUCAGAUGCUUACUCAAACACAAACCAGUCCAAAUACCAGUCGCCAGUCUGCUGAGGAGAAAUUAAACCAGUCAACAGGAAGUGCUUCCUCUGACAAUCAAAACCAGUCCAGAGCACCUGCAGACUUUGCGCAGGUAAAGGAGGACAAUGCUGCCCCUGACAAUGAUGAUGAUGAUGAUGACACAACUGCAGAUCCAGAGGAGAUUGAUGGUGCCAAUGAUGUCAGUGAGGCUGAAAGAAGUGCAAUUAAAGAUGGUGAUAAUGACGCUGCUGAAAAAACAAGGACUGGAGAACCUGAUAUCUCCAAAAAGUCAGAGUCUAACAUAGACUUUACACCUUACGAAGAUACAGAUGCAAUGCUUAUGGAGCUCAAUACUCAGAAUGAUAUUACAAAAGAGACAGACACAUCAAAAGCUGAUGUGAGUGUUAAGUUAGACAGAUCUGUGAAGACAACGAACCCACUGCAAGCCAAGUCGAGCCCUGUAGCAGACUUGAACAAUCAGCCCAGAAGCAAACAGGUGCAGUCUGUUAAAAGUGUAGACGCUACCAAGAAAACUGACACUCCACCUUUGGAAAGAUUCAAAAAGAAGUGGGGAGACAAAUCAGAUCUUACGGGAACGCCGAUAUUGUCCGACAAAUCUGCAUUUGACAAGUUAAAGGAGAUGCCGGUGCCACGACGUAACUGGCGUUACGAUGACUGGCAGACAAGGAAUAGCACAAGUCAGAAAGAAAAUGUAGCAACUCCGGAACCAACCAAGGCUAUCAAGGAGCUGAGGAAAGCCGGAACCAGUAAGGAAGAAAAAGUGACGCCCAGCAAGUUCCUCAACCCAAACGUCAGAUACAUACCAAAGUUUGAAACAGAGGAGUAUUUGAAGUCGCUUGUCACGCCAGAGCACAUACGAGACAAGAGAGCGAAGGAGAAAGUCAAACACAGGAACAGUCUGGAUGACGAUGCUUUGUAUGAGGUCAUGAUGACACGCGCAGAAAAGAAUAUCGAGCAACGUCGCCGUGAGAAAGAGGAGCACGACCUCCUAUCACAGCGAACACAGGACGAGGUGGAUGGGGAUGUGGAGGAAGUACCCACAGCUCUAGUGGGCGUGGUUAUUACAGUCGGGCGUAGGCUUGCCAAGGACCAGUCAGAGUUUAAUGAGAUAGUUACCUCCCUUGGUGGAGAGUACCGCUGGACGUUUGACAACUCGUGCACUCACUUCAUAUUUCAGGGUCGACAAAAUGACACAGCAAAGGAUUUCAAGCAGGCAAAGGCUAACGGCCUUAAACUUGUAUCCCCACACUGGCUAUACAUGUGUAAGGAGCAGAAUGUGAGGGUGGAUGAGUCGCUGUUCCCUCACACUUUCAACCCAAACCUCUCACUGUCUGUGGUUACAAAGGGAAGAACACCACUGAGGACCCCGAGAAGUACGAGACGAAAUGCCCGGACAAAUAUGGAAAAUUCUGCCAAAGCCAUGAAAGAACCCAUAGUUAUCUCCCUUGACAAUGACGAAAAAUCCCCUGUAAGAUUGAUUAGUGGCAGUUCUUCAAAUAAGGGGAGCAACUCAGCAGGAGGUAAUAGCGAUAGACCAAGAAGGGGAGGCAAAUCACCUGUGAAAAAUUUAGUGGAGAAAAUGGAUAGCCCUUCGAAAUCUUCAUCAGACGAGGAAAAGCUACAGCCACAAGAUACAGGUGGUUCCCUUGAGAUGAGGGAGACAUUGUCUAAACACCUGGAAGAUGUCAUGGCACAGAACAAAGGAAAGAAACGAAGAACAAGAAGUAAAAGGCUUAAUUGCAGUGGACAGCUGAGUACGCCUGAAGAUGCCGUAUCCAGUGGGAGAAAGACUCGUAAAACUCAGGAGGCUGUGCAAGAUGAUUCUGGCAGCAAGGGCAAACCCAGUUCCGCAGAUGGUAAAUCUAGGGAGGAGAAAAACUCAGUAGAGAUGGCCCCUUCCCAGUCAGUACAUGUUGUUUGGGAUGACCCCAUGGGCAGGCUUGAACAGGAGAAGCUAGCCCUCCAGCUGGAGCGGGCCAACAGCCCAACUCAGGACGUGAAUGGGCUGUACGAUGUUGACCCGCCAGAUGCCCAGUACUCUGAUACAGACGAUGAAGAACCCCACCCACCAGUCCCUACAUUCCAACAGAAACAGGUUGAAGAGAAGAAUACACCAAAGCAGGGAAAACAGGGCUCAAACAAAACCCCGACCCCUGAUGGACCAACUAUAGCCUUCCCUGUCAACAAGCCUGCACGGGUGACUCCACCACGACCCGUCGAGAUGGAAUCACGUGAAGAGGAGACGCGUCCGAGAUCCCCACCUGUGAUCAUUAUGUCAGGCCUUGAUGCUGCUGAGCGGGACACAUAUGGGGCUCUAGUGGAAGAACUAGGUGGAAAAGUGCUGGAUUGUGCACAAUUUAACAAGGCCUGUACACACCUUGUUAUAAACAAGAUAACACGGAACGAGAAGUUUCUGGCAUGUAUUGCCUCGGGAAAGUGGGUACUGCACAAAUCAUACUUUGACGCCUGCAGGGAGGCAGGGAAGUUUGUUCAGGAGGACUUCUAUGAGUGGGGUAACGAGGGAACCAUGAGUCUGGUAAAGAAUAUGGAGAGUACAGUCCGCCUCCUUGCAUCCGCUGCUCAUGACUGGAGGAUAAAAACACAUCAACAGAGACUGAAAUCUCCUGAAUGUUGUGGGGCAUUUUCCAGUUGGCGCGUGAUUCUACACUGUGAUCCAGGAAGAGAGGGGAGCUUCACUCGAUUACUGGCUGCUGGUGGAGCCACUGUCCUCAAUGUCAAGCCUCCCUACCCCUCAAACCUAGAGGCGACCCACGCCCUAGUUGAGCUUCACAAACUGCCUCUCUCCGAAACUGAUCUCGAGAAACUCGUGUCUUGGGGCUGUCUCUGUCUCCUGCCCGAGUACAUCAGUGGCUUCCUGUGUAACCCGGACGUGGAUAUCGCCAACUAUGUGCCGCCACAGAUACAGGAACUACAGGCUAGGCUUCUUGGUACUAGCAGCAAGAAACGGAAAUGUUCGUCAACAGGAGUCUCGCAGAAACGAUCAAAGCGCCGAUAAUCAAAGACUUCCACUUAUUUAAGUGCCUUUACAUGUGAUUAUAAUUAUAUUUUUAUCAAAUUUUUAUGUUCUUGAAUGGAGCAUAUAAUUAUACUAUAUACAUCACUGUUGAAAUAUUAUUUCAUGGUUAUGCCUGUUUUGUGUUGUAGACUUGUGUAAAAUAUUGACAAUAAUUACAAAGUGAAAAAUACCACUGUACAUUAUCUAAUGUUAACAAGGAUAUUAUAUUUUUGAAAUAAGAACUCCUACUUAAAAUGAUUGCAAAAUUAAUUAUUAAAAUCUAUUUUUUUGUAUGGUACAAGAUCAUGCUGUUAUAUCUAAAAGUUAUCUAUGCAAUAAAGGGAUUCAGUUAUU
Messenger RNA from Mya arenaria, 5907 nucleotides. RefSeq names its product DNA topoisomerase 2-binding protein 1-A-like. The record is from RefSeq and is a predicted model, not a curated record. Bases 835 to 5553 code for a protein of 1572 amino acids. The transcript is spliced from 40 exons. Gene Ontology annotation, biological process: mitotic G2 DNA damage checkpoint signaling; DNA replication initiation; mitotic DNA replication checkpoint signaling. NCBI's taxonomy places the organism in Eukaryota, Metazoa, Mollusca, Bivalvia, Myida, Myidae.